Molecule: messenger RNA, 1472 nt
Organism: Rana temporaria (common frog)
Lineage: Eukaryota; Metazoa; Chordata; Amphibia; Anura; Ranidae
Product: intelectin-1-like
Exons: 8
Coding region: 98-1105 (335 amino acids)
Molecular function (GO): oligosaccharide binding
Source: RefSeq, a predicted model, not a curated record
AGUUACAGCACUGCCAGAUGAAAGAUGUUGCUGCACGUUUUGGUUUUCUUUGGCCUGCUAGUUACUGAGGGACAGUCUGCUGCUUGUGCUACCGAGUAUGUGGCGAUAUGCUAACGGGGUUUGGAGUGGUGGCAGAGCUGGACGCGGGAUUUCAGAUAAUAUCUCCAUUCGUCAGAAGAAACAAAACAUCUUAAAUCUCUUGGCAUGUUGGAAUGAGGACCAAGCAAACAACAUUCAAGAUACAUUCCACUCCAACAUCAAGUAUGAAAGGUACAGAAGCUGCAGGGAAAUCCAUCAGUAUGACAAUAACGCGAAAGAUGGGAUUUAUUCCUUGACUACUGAGCAUGGCAUUUCCUAUCAGACCUUCUGUGACAUGACUACUGAUGGUGGAGGCUGGACCUUAGUAGCCAGUAUUCAUGAGAACAAUAUUAAUGGAAAGUGCACAGUUGGUGAUCGCUGGUCCAGCCAACAAGGCAACAAUGAAAACAACCCGGAAGGAGAUGGGAACUGGGCAAACUACAAUACAUUUGGUUUAGCAGAUGGAGCAACCAGUGAUGACUACAAGAAUCCCGGCUAUUACGACAUUGGUGCCAAUAAUGUGGGUUUAUGGCAUGUGCCAAACAAGACUCCACUGUCCCUGUGGAAAGACACUGCUCUUCUUCGAUAUUACACAAAAAGUGACAUCCUUUCAGCCCAUGGAGGGAAUCUCUUUAAUCUCUAUAAGAAAUAUCCUGUAAAAUUUAAUGUUGGGACGUGUCCAGACAAUAAUGGACCUUCUGCACCAGUUGUUUACGAUAAGGGAAGUGCACAGGAGACGGUCAGACUGAACGCGCCCAAUGCAAAAAAUGAAAUUACUGGCGGUUUUAUCCAGUUCCGAGUAAUUAACAAUGAAAAGGCAGCAAUUGCUUUAUGUCCUGGAAUGAAGGUCACCAAUCGCUGCAAUGCAGAACAUUACUGCAUUGGAGGAGGCGGCUACUUUCCAGAGGUGAGCCCUAGGCAAUGUGGAGACUUCCCAGCCCUGGACUGGAAUGGUGUUGGCGCACACAAAGACUGGAGCGCUAGCAAAGAAUUAACAGAUGCCGCUGUACUGAUCUUUUACCGCUAAGCUCCUGCACAAAUAUAGCACCACUAACCAGCUUCUGUUCAACCACAAAUAUUGCAUUCUAAAUUCAAUAUCCAGUUUUAAUAUUGUAUGAGCAGAUAUAGAUUUGACUUAUACACCCUAAUGCAGUGUCUUUUUCAUAUUAAACCAUUUUCAUGGCCAUCCAAUCCCCAAUAGCUUGUAUAAAUAUUACAUUGAUUUAAAGUUUUGUUCUUUAGAACAUAGUAGGGAAGGGACAAGUCAGACUGAAGGAGCAUUGCGGUCUAUUAAAGAGAAAUAAUCCUUUUUACAACUUUUUAGAUAAAAUGUAAGUAUGAUCAUCUUAAUUUAAAUAAGUCUAUCAAUAAAGACUGAUGUGUUAAAACCCUUA